AGCUUCUGUCGCUUUACUCGUAUGAGCCAUGAAAAUGUACAGCCUCAAGUCAUUGCUGAGCUUAUGCGACAACUUCAUCGACAGCAGCCCGCUAACUUCCUCAACUCGUGCGGUCCUCCGGAAUCCUCAACCAACGCUCAGGAGCAUGGCAUUCUAGACGGGGCGCUUCCGAGCUGGCUGAAGGACAGAAGAGUAACUCUACCCAAUGCUAUGGAUCCGACCGAGAUCCAUGCUGUCGUUCGUGGUUCACAAGUGUCACCAUAUUCUCGCGGUUUCUUCUCUCUAAAACUCCUCAUUGAAGCGGAGUUCCCGAGGCUGCCUCCUCGAGUGGUGUUCAGUACUAGAGUAUUUCAUCCUAAUAUUGAUGAAGCCACAGGAGAUGUUUGUAAGCUAGCUUUGGGCCGAAUGUGGUCCGGCGAGAAUUGGAGCCUCCAACAGUUUCUGGAGGAUAUUGUCGAUCUGAUGGAGCGGCCGAUUUUGGACAAGCCGCUCAACAUGACCGCGGCCAGACUGUUCUCUGCUGACCGUGACGGGUAUGAUCGUCGUGCUCGACUGUGUACUGUAUUGCAUGCUCUGCCCCGCUCGUUGACUCCGGUCAAACGUCGACGUACCUCCUCGAGCACCAGCUCUGAGUAUUGCGAGUUUCACGACUUAGUUCAGUUUGAUGACGACGCUUAUACUAGAGAUGUUAACGAUGAAGGACUAGUCUCGAUGGCUGCCAUUGCAGGAAUGGGGUUAUCUAUAGACUCCAUUGAAGCGACUGAAGAAGAUGCGUUUUCCGAUUCGAAUAGUCCUUCUACGCCGUGCGCUAUGAGUGUCGAUGGUGACUCUGAGCGGAACGACUACGUCCCUUGUCAGAGGGUUCCGUUGGAGAUCGAUGUUGACGAUGACAGUAGCAGUGAUGAUAGUGAAUGCGAACAGCCAGUGGCCAGUGAUGGUAUGGUGACUCCACAGCAGAGCUAUCCCCGGUAUUCUCCUUCAUCUGAGCUCCGCAGCGCUCAGAGGCUUGCAAGUACUCCUAAGGGUGGAUUAUUCGGCAGAGAUGCUUCUCCGCUCUGUGAGUCUGCACGCGUACGCAGUACUCGUCACUGUACGACCCCCCGAAGCCCCUUCCUUGGUACGCCAGUCCGAGCGAAGCCUGACGUUAAGUCAAUCAGGAGGUUAUAGCUGGUACUUGUGCUCGACUGAGUACUGAACAUGAUUUGAUCGUACUGUUGUUAAUAUAUCUAGCCCUUGCGGGUUGUAUAAUUGGCUGCUGUUGUUAGCCGUUGGCUCAACACCAUCGAGUAUGUGACACCAUUAGUGUGAACAUGCACAGGUGGUUGAGUAGUACAG
Messenger RNA from Perkinsus marinus ATCC 50983, 1335 nucleotides. RefSeq names its product ubiquitin-conjugating enzyme E2-24 kDa, putative. The record is from RefSeq and is a predicted model, not a curated record. Bases 22 to 1167 code for a protein of 381 amino acids. The transcript is spliced from 7 exons. NCBI's taxonomy places the organism in Eukaryota, Perkinsozoa, Perkinsida, Perkinsidae.